AGACCAGCCCCAUUUGACAGAGUGGAAUAUUGUAGCUACAUACACGACCGAACUCUUCGAAAAUGCUCACGGCCUCCAUACUUUUCCUGGGCCUUUGCGGACUUUGCAUUGGUCAAGGCAGUGCACCGAAUGAACUGUUAUGCAGCAAGCACGGUAGCUUCAAUGGAGCUUCAACUCGUCCAUCUUGGAUUUUCACAAACACGUUCGAACAAUCCCUUGCCUGAGGGAAAAGCACUGCACAUAAAGGAGAAAUCAGACAGCAGCGCAAAAUUUCUUUCAAGAGGUAGGUUGGAAACAUCGUUAGAAUGUAGCUUUCAAGGAGCACAUUUUUGCCAGAAACUUGCAAGCAUAGCACAAAAGUAU
Molecule: messenger RNA, 363 nt
Organism: Ostertagia ostertagi
Lineage: Eukaryota; Metazoa; Nematoda; Chromadorea; Rhabditida; Trichostrongylidae
Source: the annotation of a GenBank genome assembly